AUGCGAGCUAUAGAAGUUUUUGUCCUGUUGAUUCUUGUAGGAUCUCUUACGACUGCCAAAUUAGAACGAUCAUCUAAAGGUGUAAGGGGUCAACGAAAUCGUCCAGGACAGUUACAAAAUGGUGGCAUUAUUUCCCAAGUUCCGUUUUUGUCACCUAAAGAACGCAACUAUAUCAACAAAGCUGGUCAACGAAUCGUAAACUUCAUGGAUGUUUUUCACGGCGUUUUAUUCAAUCGAGGAAAACAGUCAUUACCUGCUAUAACCGGAAGUGUCGACGACAAUAUGAAAAUGGCGAUGGCGAAAGCCAGACGAGCAUAUUACAGUUCAGCAGCUCAAACAAUUCAAGGUUUAAAAUUGAAAACAAAUAAUACUUUCAAAGAACUCAAAGAUUCAGUCAAAUUGUUACCAAUUUUCAAGGUUCAGGCUGCUAGGAGAUUCAGGAAACCAAUGCUGACCACAGGGACAACCACAGAGAUGCGACCCCAGAGGCUAUCACAUGGGCAUCACAUCCUCGAUCAGUGA
This is a messenger RNA of Lottia gigantea (owl limpet), 522 nucleotides long. RefSeq lists its product as hypothetical. The transcript has 2 exons. The coding region runs from base 1 to 522 and encodes 173 amino acids. The record is from RefSeq and is a predicted model, not a curated record. Lineage: Eukaryota; Metazoa; Mollusca; Gastropoda; Lottiidae.